This is a messenger RNA of Aspergillus puulaauensis, 1305 nucleotides long. Its product is annotated as small subunit rRNA maturation protein TSR4. Gene Ontology annotation, biological process: maturation of SSU-rRNA. The record is from RefSeq and is a predicted model, not a curated record. Gene Ontology annotation, cellular component: cytoplasm. NCBI's taxonomy places the organism in Eukaryota, Fungi, Ascomycota, Eurotiomycetes, Eurotiales, Aspergillaceae. Bases 1 to 1305 code for a protein of 434 amino acids. The transcript is spliced from 2 exons.
AUGGAUCCCUACGAUAGCGACUCUUCCGGCUUCGAGGAUGAGGGGGACUAUACUGAGACCGGAGUCGUGCUGGGAUACGCCUCGGAGGAAAUCAUUGAGGAUUCUGUUACCCACAUAGGUGGGUGGCCAACAUGGAUUGACGGCUCUACCCCGCCUCCCGGUGAUUUUGCCAAAUGCAAAGUGUGCAGUGGCCCAAUGCUGCUUCUCCUUGAACUUGACGGCGAGCUAUACGAGCACUUCCCAGAUGCUGACCGGCGACUAUACAUCUUCUCCUGUCCACGAAAAGCAUGUAGCCGCAAGUCAGGCAGUAUCCGAGCCGUGCGCGCGACGAGAAGACACAAGAGCCACCAGCCCCCGCAGAAGGUCGAAAAGCAGGAGCCCGAGAAGAAAGAGGUGGAACAGCCUCAAGCACCCAAGCCGGAUCUUGGUGCAAGUCUAUUCGGAGGCGCAAGCCUUGUAAACAGUGUCUCCGCGAACGCAAACCCCUUCUCGUCGAAGCCCGCGUCCAGCCAACCAAGCAACCCAUUCGCUGGCCCUGUCCCUAGCCCAGCUCCCGCGCCAGCACCAGCACCAGCCAACAACUCGACUACGGAAUCUCAAGAAGACUCAACUCCCAAUAUGCUAGCCGAAACAUUCGCCGACAAAGUUCGCGUCUCCGACCCCGCGCCAUCUACCCAAACCCCCGAGCCAUCAGGCCCUCCUGUCCCCUGGCCAGAACGCUCAGAGUUCCCCGAACCCUUCACAAACUUCUACAUCGACGCUGAAGGCGAAAACAUCUCACGCGCGCCAACGCCCAAGAUCCCCGAAAACGUCACAAUCGAGACCGAGGAUGCCGAGGGCGGCGCCGGCGGCGCAGACGUCAAAGACGCCUUCGAGUCCGAGCUCGACAAGGCCUUCCUGAAGUUCUCCACCCGGCUCGGCCACAACCCCGAGCAAGUGCUACGAUAUGAAUUCCGCGGUACGCCCGUCUUGUAUUCCCACACUGAUGCUGUUGGGAAACGACUUCACGAGUCUGCUUUUGCGAAGCUUGGUGGUUUGUCGACGGCGCCGAGUGGUGAGAGUCGCAUGCCUCGGUGUGAGUCUUGUGGGAGUGAGAGGGUGUUUGAGCUGCAGCUUGUGCCGCAUGCAAUUAGUGUUCUUGAGGAUGGGAGAGAGGGUGUUGGGCUUGGGAAGGAUGAUGCGGGUAUGGAAUGGGGCACUAUCAUUAUGGGGGUCUGUAAUAAGAACUGUGGACCCGCGGAGGUUGGUGUUGUUGGAUACAGGGAGGAAUGGGCUGGUGUGCAGUGGGAAGAGGCUGCUAAAUAA